Xyrichtys novacula (pearly razorfish) is the source of this 8265-nucleotide messenger RNA. Lineage: Eukaryota; Metazoa; Chordata; Actinopteri; Labriformes; Labridae. The record is from the annotation of a GenBank genome assembly.
AUGCGCAGUGUCUCUCCUCCUGUGGCGUAAGCAAGAAACAAGGUAAGCAAAGCAGACUGGCUGAUAACUCUAACAUUUUCACAACGGAUGGAGCCAGACGAAUUAAACUAUUUUGCGAAGAGCGGCUGUCUUAGGUUAAGAAGAACAGCUGUAGCCGUUUGCAGUCUUCGUAGUUAAUCAGUAACUUCUUAAGAGGUGGGACGAUGAUUGGGUGUGGGUCGUGUUAGCAUGCUAACACGCUAACGAUGACAGAAAACAUGCACGAGGUGGAAGCCCUGAGCUAGCUUGUUGGUUUAAGCUAAAGUGAGCGAGGUUACGGUUUCAAGUCUGCCCCAUACAACUGAAGGACUCCAUUAAUAGUUGCCAUACGUACACCGCGCUUGACAUGAAAGAUGUUUUAACCGCGGUAAUUACCGACGCACUCGACUGAGGGGCUUCAUUUAACACGGUCACCCGUUUGACCGGAACACCGGUAAACGCUCAUCUGGCCCAGCUGCCACGUAAGACAGCCAGCUAGCUAGCUUUCUAACCGAAGCUGCUUUCAUGCUGUUGGAUAACUUAAUAAGACAGCCAGACACUUGGUUAGUUAAUUUGUUAAUUCCUCUAGAGCAGAGUAUUUAAAACAGCCCGGAAACGGCGACCAGAUACCAUCCUGUGAGAGUAAUUUUACUUAAGUUGACGAGCUGCUAAUGGGAGCUUUUUGUGUGGUGCUAGCAUUAGCUUUGAAGGAAACAUUUGUCAGGUAAUGAGUGGAGGAGCACUUGUGGUCGCCCUCCUUCUCUCAGAUUUAAGGUUAUUGAUUUUGAAGCUUUCACAGCCUCACCACUGCGUUGUUUUAAAAUCAGCCUUAUCAUGAGCAGGUCGGCUCAGCUUCUCUAGAACACGGUGUCCAGGUGUUUUAUGUUCAUGACAGCUGUUUGGAAGUAGAGAGUUUGAACUUUAGAUCUACUACUCCAUGCCCAUUUCAUAUUUACAGUAUGAAAAAUCACUACAUAACAUUCAACCUGUGAUUCAAGUUGUUCUUCUGUUGUUUUAAGCUCCUUUUUCUCAUGGUCCUACAGAACAGCCAGUAGCCCAUCAUCAUCAUCAUCAUGGCAGAUGAGGAUUUCAGCACUGCGGACUCUGGGGCCUCCAGCACAUUCCCCAUGCAAUGCUCUGCCCUGAGGAAGAACGGCUUUGUCAUGCUGAAAGGACGUCCCUGUAAGAUCGUUGAAAUGUCUACCUCCAAGACCGGCAAGCAUGGACAUGCUAAGGUAAAACUUCCACGUGCACUCUUCUCUGCCUAAUGAAUGACUUAGAGGAAAAAGCGCUUCCUGUUUAGCUCUUUGAAGUUGCCUAAAAUCUCUUGUGCUUUGUCAGGUUCACCUUGUUGGAAUUGACAUCUUUACUCAGAAGAAGUUAGAAGAUAUCUGCCCUUCUACCCAUAACAUGGAUGUCCCAAAUGUCACAAGGAAAGACUAUCAGGUGAGGCGUCGAAACCACAAGGCAUGUGUUGCAUCUGUUAUACAACUGAGUUAGUCCUAAUUAUUUUUCAAGGUAAAAUAAAGAGUUAAUGACGUACAUAAGACAACGAGAGAAAACAUUUCCCAUCAUUUCCUGGAUUUUAUUUAACCUAGUUCUACUGAUAAAGUUUGUUACUUCGUGGGUGUGCCCAAUGAGUCAGAGCUGAGCUGUGUCUGCGGUAGUUGUGGAAGGGGCAUACAGGUUUGAAACUGGUUGGGCAGGUACUGGAAUCGGCCAACAAACAGUUACGUCUUCCCUGAUCCGAGGCUUCUCUCAGGGUGACAAAACUCAUGAGAGGAGGAGGAGACAAUAGUUCAGCUCAAAUGACCCAGAAAUUUAACCUACAAACAUACACUAAAUAAGUCUCUGGGUUUGAUUUAUUUUAAUGUGGGAAACAUGAAAAUAAAUAUCUAGACUCUCUUUUAGUCUACUCAGAAUCAGCAGAAUCAGAAUCGCCUUUAUUGUCAUUGUACAACAAAGUACAGUGAAAUUUGAGCGCCAUUCCCUUUGGUGCAUAGCAAAAGUAAUAAAUAAAUACUCAAAUGAAAGCCAUUUAAAACACAAAGAUAAGGUAAGAAUAAGAAGAAAGAAAAGUAAAAAGGCAGUAAUAUAUGUAUAUGUACAUUAUAAAAUAUAAACUAACAGGAAUGAAUGAUAUGAAACCCGAUAACUGCACAAGAGAAGCCCAGUGUUAUUGCACAGAUAAUGAUACAUUUAUUGCACUAUGAUCAAUGUGAUCAGUAAUAUGUUACUCUUUAGUAUUUUACUCCACUUUAGUCCUAGAAUUAUCUUAUAUUUUAACAUUAUUUGUUUAUUUUCUUUUAUUGUUUGAUUUUAAAACAGUUUUAUUAUAAUAUUUUUAUAUUAUUAUCAUUAUUUUAUUUCAUUUUAUUUUUUAGAUCUUGUCACGGUUUUAACAGUUUAGCUUCAGCUCCUGUGUUUCUCCAUUUUAGUUUCGGAUAGCGUUUCCUUGGUCAUCUGUGGCUUCCUGUUGAGCCCUGACUUGGUGUCCCGAUGGUUGUGAGAGUGUGUGUGGGCGGAUUGGUGGGUGGUGGUACUCUAUUAAAUGCGGGCUUGGUGGGUGGCUGGGGUUUUUGCAGUUUGUAUUUUAUUUUGUAUCCCCUGAUCCUCUCCUUCUUGUGUACAGCACUUUGUGAUACAAGUUUAUGUAUGAAUAGGGCUUUAUAAAUAAAGUGAUUGAUUGAUUAAAACAGAUUUUGAAUUCAGUUAAAUGGUAUUCUCCCUCUGAUCUCUGGCACAUGUAGGUAUGCGAUGUUUCAGAUGGUUACUUGACCCUGAUGGAGGAUAAUGGAGAAACCAGAGAGGACCUUAAGGUGCCGGACAACGACCUGGGCAAAGACAUUGAGAAGAAAUUCGAAAAUGGAGACCAGUUCAUGGUAAGUGUCUUUUAAUCAAAGAGUGAUCCUGCAUUUAUUCCUUUCUGGAAUAAAUGCAGGAUUGUAUCGUACAUUGUCUUUUUAGUCUAAACUGAUUUUAUUUUAAACAUCCACACUGCACUUGCGUUACAUUCUUAAACCUACCGGGUCUCAUUCAAGAAGCAAUUGUAAACUUAUGAACAGAUUUACUCCUAAACAUCCUAGGUUCUAAAAAGCUACGCCAGAUUCAUGAACAUGACAGAAAACCCAGAUUUGAUUCUAGACAUUUGUCAAUCGUGAGUAUAAAUACAUGCACAGGAGUCAGCACAUGCCGUCUGCGCUGAUGUGAAGAGUAUCGCAACCAUGCACCCCACCAGCCCAAGUAUAAAACCAUCCAUUUCUCAAUUUAAAGAUAGGCUGAAGCUCAGAUCUGCUUAUUGUCAAACUAAAUGGCCAAAUUUGUUGGGUUUUUUUGGUCAUUUUUAAAUCACACAUUUCUAUAGUAUCUGUCUAUUGUGAAGAGAACCGAUCACAAUAAGAAUUAAAAUAAUGAUUUUUGACAAUAACAAGCUAUAUGUUUUUGUAUCCUAAGAGUGGUCAGAGGCAGGUGUAGAGUUUGUUGGUAGCUAGUUAGUCACCUUUCAGCUUCCUCUGUGAACAGCUCAUGUUUCAUGACUGAGACCUGUUAGUAUUAUUGUACCAGGUGCUGGGAGUCCAGAAUUACAGCAGCAUAAGUACAUAUGCAAAAAGAGAAAUUAAAGGAUAAAGAAACUUCAAGAUGUACAUGAGUUUUAUUUACAUGUGUACAGAAUAUACAUAUAUUAUGAUAUUUUGCACACUGAGUUUCUGUGAUACCUCUCCGUCACACACUUUGAGUGGAGCAUCCUUUCCCUUAGGGAGCUCCUAAGUGCAGUAAGUGUGUUGGAGGGGGAGAGAGUCUCUGUGAUCCUCCUCUCCCCAACCCUCCAAGUUCCAGAGGGUAUCCCAGGACAGAGCUGGCCUUCUUUAUGAGUUUGUUCCGCCUCUUCCUGUCAGCAGACCACUCCAUCUUAUAGCUAACUCAGCUGUUAAAGAAGCAGAUGAAAUAGGAACCAAUCGGUGUCUUUUUUUAAAUUUUUAUUUGAAAUAAGGCAUGUUGAUUAGGCUGCACAUUUAAUGAAAGAUAACUUGGAAGAAGAAGAGGUGUGUCAUAGGGACAUUUAAACGACCAUUUUGAAACCAAAUAUGCAAAUACAUGAAAAUUAAUGAAUAGAAAAUAGCCCAAAUUGAGCACAUGUCGAUCUAUUUGGCCAGAUAUCAUCUGAAAUAAAUAUAAAGAGUACAUGAAAGCCAUACUUAUAAUAUUAAAAUAUGUUACAGAAUCUUAUUUUAGCGCUGGAGAAUGACAUAAAGUACGUGAAAGAUCAAAGCAGUUAAACUCCGCUGCGCUCAAGCCAAGCAGCCACUUGUGUGCCAUCUUUAUCUAAAUCAAAAUACUCCCAAACUUUGCUCUUUUUUUCUCACCGACAUUGCUCUGGCUGAUCGCAUGUGUUGAUUCACUCUGAGGAAGUUAACCCACGAUGCCGUGCAUGCUGCAGGACAGCGAUGCGAGUCCAGAGCAGCGAGCCAGGCAGAAAGAGUCGCACGCAAAUGAUCCAGCUUUUUUAAUGCACACUUUUAUUAAGACAUGACGGUAAAACAUAAUUAAAAAAAAAAAAGCUUUCCCAUCUUAUCAUUAUUUUUAAUAGAAUAAACAAAUAUUAUUUACUAAACGGAUAGUAAGGACAGCCCCGUUUACACUAAUAUCAGAAUAACCGCUCACAUCCCUAAUGUGUGAUAGUAAAACAGAGGAAGAGAGUGAACAGCGAGUGGAGCUGCUGCUGCUUGUCAGGAAAGGAGUGGUACUGGUUUGAAAUCAACGAGUGAGCUAUUCAAUUUCAGGUGUGGUCAAUACUCUUUCCUCUUCUCUUUCCAGGUGUCCGUGUUGAAAGCGUUAGACGACGAGGAUGUAGUGGCCAUCAAGGCAAUGACUUCCUAAUAAGUCCAGGACAGCGUUGGAGACCUCGCACUCCAAUGAUCCGUUGCGGCUUUGAAGCCUCACCAAAGCCAAUGGCCUUCACCCCACAUCUCCCCCCCCAGUUUCCCCGCUGGUCAACUGAAAUCUGGAAACUGGACUGGGUCUGCUCUCCAACUGUACCUCAGGCUCAGGGCCGGCUGGCAUCCUCUACAAUCAGUGACAUUAAUCCAACCUUUAGCCGUCAGAGCUUUACUUUGCAAAGAUUUUCUGAAAUAAUUCCAGGAAUUUCUCAAACCUAUUCCAGCAAUUCAUAACAUUCUUCUAAGACGAUGGAUAAUGUGUUUUUUUUUCUUCUUCUCUGUGUCCAAUAAUUCCUAAAAUCAUUCCCAUUGUUUAUUUUCUGAAUGGACUGAGCUUUUGAUUUUGAGUUGGCUGUAAGCUUUUUUACAGCUUGUUUACAGCUGAGAUGCUGAGCGACUCUCUCCAUCGAAAUUCUCCCCUCAAAUGUUUAACCUCUGCUGGCUGAUUCCGAAACCUCGAGCAAGCUUUGGCACUUCUAAUUAUAAGAGAAACGUAACUUUUGAUGACUGAAAUAUGCAUUUCUGCUUCUGACAACUCAAACAUAUGCAUCCACAAGCACACUUGAAAUUGACAAUUGACUAGUCCGCUAUCGCCUUAGCCCUUAAAUUCACAUUAUUUUCGGACUCCCUGAUCUCACAGUGAUUUUUAUCGCAACUAGCCGGCUCAGUUAGAGAUUUUCUUUCGUAGCAGGGAGCUCUGCUGUCUCAGCCGCUCUGAGGACUUUAAACAGGCCCGGGCAGGGGUGGUUGGGUGGGGCCAUUUCCUCCUCUAUGCUAUCAAACUUUUUCUUUCACCUGAGGCCUUUAUGAGCUGAAUAAUGUAUAGCAAAUGAUUUUGAAAGAACAAAAAAAAAAAAAAAACAUUAUUAUAGUCUUAAAAAGUUUUAUCUUUGAAGCUUAAUUUCAUUAGGUAAGCUUUGAAAAAUACUUCAUCACUAUGCUGAACACAAUGAAGAUUUCUUAGCAUGCAAUAGUGGGAACAGUCUGACAUGAUGUUGCCACACAGGUGGUAGUUAACUGUGGGUUAUCCAGGUGUUGUGAGCGGAGACAGAGAACCAAAUCCCAUAAACGAGUGCUGGGCUGUACUCUGGGUUGUGGCUUCGGGGGGAGGGGAGAGGGAGGGUCGUCUUUAAAAGCAACUUAGGGGGGUGGUAGGUCUGCAGUUUCUUUUCGGGGGUUUGUGCAGUUUGCACUCUUAAUUGGAUGAUGGCUCACAGUGAUUGUUACUAAAUUAUACCGAGUGGUUGUAGUUUUCAGUAUUUUCAUGCAUACUAGAAUAAUAACUGAGACAUCGGGUGUUGCAGGAAAUCAGGAUGCGUUCACAUGCACUGCGUCAAGGUGGUUGCUGUAGAUUUACAUUAACAUGCAGGUAGUCAGUUCCUCCCCUACCUCCAACCAUUUAAUUAAAACUGUAAACUUAGUGUAUUAGCAAUAUAUUUGCAGCGCUGCAGCUUGAGUUCUUUCAUUUUCACUCUCGUUUUUUCUGCAUUUGGACUGAAGGUUUAGAAAGGAGGACCGGCUCUCGAGAAGAAGCCAAAUAACGUUACUGUCCAGCUGUGCGUUUUCUGAUUUCAUCUCUUCUUGGGUUUUUAGCUUAAAGGGUCGUCUUCUUUUUUUUAUUCCUCUUGUGUUUUAUGAUCUCUCCUUCUGCAAAGCUGUCAUAGCAAUACUCCUACUAUUGUAUGUUUUGUUCACGAGUGUGUGCUCGAGCUAUACAUGGUCAGGAAAGGGAUGGCGGGAUUCCUGCUGAUACUCCUCGCAGGAAUCCCCUCAACCCUCUCCUCGGGGUGAAGGUGGGGUUUUUGCGUGACAUUUGUGAUGUUGGAUUAUUGCGAAAGUUGGCGGUAACCUGAUUGCUUAAUUUGUGUCCACACACUGCUCGUCGUUUCGUCAUAGGAAGGUUUUCUGUCUAGCUUUCGAGUUGUGCUUUGUGCAUCAGCAGCCGGCCUGUUAUUUUUGUUCUGACUUCAGUCCACUGAAAGUAUUUUUUACUUCCAUCAAGACACCAAAGUAUUCCACUGAAUGUCAUAUUGUGUAUUAAGUGCUACAUUUCCUUUGUUUCACAUCAUUCCACUCUGUUGAAAUGUGUUUUCCUGCAUAAUACCAUGCCAGGAGCAAUGGCAUUAUAACUGAGGCUAGCAACUCUGUUUCUUUUCCUUCUUGAUAUUUCAGACUUUAUUGUAACUUCUCUAAAUUAAAAGGAAAUGCCAUUCUGAGUGUUUAUAUUAAAGGUAGAACAGAGAAGCAUCGUACCAGCAAACCUAAAAAGCAGCAGUGUAGUCGAUCAUAACUCUGCUUUGACUCAAAGCCAUGCAGGCCAAUCAGAUGAGUCGGCGUUCUUUGGCUAAUCGGAGCACAUGGUGUUAAUUUGAAGUCCCCGCUUGUCUUCAGGAGUCCAUUUCUUCUCGCACAGUUUCAGUCCACAGCAUCCUCACCUGUUUUUAAGAAAUGCUGCUCAGAGUUGAACUCGUUUGACCAGCAGCCCCCGCAGCAUUGAGCUCUGUCCCUGUCGUUUGAAUGCAAACAUACCACUAUUUUUAAGUCAAAGGUUCCUAAUCUUGAACUCUCUUCACUCACUCUGUUUAGAGGCCCGAGGAUGAGUCUUCCUUAAGCCAUAUCUGCGACUUGUUUGUGUAUCUCUGACCUGGUCAGAUGCAGGAGUAUUACCCUUUAGUUCUGUGCUCCUCCUUAAAUGAAGCACCGAUCGAUGACAUCUUUCUAGCUUCUCUUAAAAACAACAUAAAACGAGCUUUGAUUUUGCUAAAUAAUGUUUACACUCGCAAUGAGUUGGCCCUGUCCUUAAUGGAUUCAAUGUAGACUCACAAAAACAAUCUCAGGGCUCCCGGGAAAGUGUUCGGAGAUGAGUUACUUCAACAGACUCAAGAGUGAAGACUGUAAAAUGAGAUUAAAACUUCUUAUUUUUGGCUUUUUUUAAAAAGAAUUAUUUCCAAUCAUCUUCUCUUGCGCCUCGAUUUUGCUUCACAGUCCCUCUUGCUGUCUGCUAUUCCAUUUCCUUGCUAGAAACGGUGGUUUUAUUUGUAUGUUUAGACCAUCUGUUGAGUGUAUGGUGUUCAAACGGGGAUGUGGUGUAUCGCUCAGUCUGUAUACUUUGUUUCUGGUGUUUGCUGGAGAUGGGGUUCUUUCUUUUGUCAUCUGAUUGACUGUUUCUAAAGGAAAACUUACCUGAAACAUAGAGAUACCAUACACGGCUUCUGUCUUCUCUAUUCUAAUUAAAGUAUGGCUGCUGCCUUAAAAAUCACAACUGUCUAUGUUUUGUCAGCAAAAUAAAGUUCAUUGAGAUCCAACUGAA